Gymnodraco acuticeps is the source of this 1744-nucleotide messenger RNA. RefSeq lists its product as uncharacterized. The transcript has 3 exons. The coding region runs from base 52 to 1542 and encodes 496 amino acids. Lineage: Eukaryota; Metazoa; Chordata; Actinopteri; Perciformes; Bathydraconidae. The record is from RefSeq and is a predicted model, not a curated record.
UUGAAUACAGAGUUUUGACCGUUUGUUUUGACAUAGACACCAAGAGCAAGAAUGAGCGGAUUUGGAAAGGUUAAAGAAAGGCGAGUGGCCUUCCAGCGGGUAAGAAAGUCGGCACUACAUUGCUGUGUGCCCCUUUGUACAAAUUCGUCCCGUUAUAAUCGGGAGAUAAGUUUUCAUUCAUUUCCUAUUAAUGCUGAGGUAAAGGCUCAGUGGCUGAUCAAGGUCCGUAGAGACAAUUUCAGCCCCACAAAAAAUACCCGUGUGUGCAGUAGGCAUUUUCUACCAGGAGACUUAUUGGUCACAGCUGGAGGACUGAACAGAGUACAGAAAGGAGCUACACCUGUUCUCUUUGCAUGGAAUAACUACGAGCUACCUACACCAAGACGUAAUGUUUGGGAGGAUCGGCCGAGGGCAGAGAGUCCCACCCCGGACUUGACAGCUGAGUACGAGGUGGAAACAGUUGCGCCGCUGGAUCAUAACUACUCUUUAAAUCCAGCGACGGCCGUGAUGGCCGACGAGAACGAAGCCUUGAAAAUGCAGGUUAGGGAGCGCCAACUCCAGCUGGAAGUGUUGCAACUGCGAUCUCGUUUCGGGAUACAACGCCUGGCAGGGUCGGACGAGGACAUUCGUUUCUACACCAGAUUUGCCACAUACAAGCAUUUCCUUGCCUUUUGGAAAAUGGUGGAGCCAGCAGCCAACACCAAGAUGGUGCGGAUCACCAACGCCAACUCUGCCAGCGGCUGGGAUUCCUCUCAACCAACAACAACAACAACGACACUUCCACCCAUAGAUGAGCUGCUGCUGUUCCUCAUGCACCUGUCAGCGGGCCUACAUCUGAGGGAUCUAGCAGAACGGUUUGGCAUUCACCGCACCACAGUCAGCAGAAUUAUUUCCACCUGGACACACUUCCUAUACCAACUGCUUGGAAGCAAACGUCUGUGGAUCCCACGCGAAGUUGUCAGAGCUCACCUUCCACCAGAGUUUUCAGCUUUCCCUGACACACAAGUGGUGCUUGACUGCACUGAAGUAUUCUGCCAGACUCCAUCAUCUCUCCUGCUGCAGAGUGAGGUGUUUUCAACGUACAAGUCACAUGCUACAUUCAAGGCCAUGAUCGGCAUGGCACCCCAUGGUGCCAUUACAUUUGUGUCGGGCUUGUAUGCUGGAUCUAUGAGUGACCGGGAGAUCUUCAAGCUGUCUGGCAUCGUGAGCCUGCUCACACCAGACAUGGCAAUAAUGGUCGACAAAGGGUUCCUUGUGGAAAAUCUGGUUCAGUGCAAAGUUUACCGGCCUGCCUUUCUGUCAAAAAAAGCCCAAAUAAGCAGGGAGGAUGUCAGGCAGACUCAAUCCAUUGCACAUCUGAGGGUCCAUGUGGAGAGGUGCAUCAGAAGGGUAAAAGAGAACAAACUCUUUGACAUAGCCAUACCACUGUCUGUGUGUGGAAGCAUUGAGGAGCUUUUCAAUGUAGCUUGCUUCCUGGUCAACUACCAGAACGGACCACUGGUGAAAGCAUGGGCAAGCCUGGGCAAGCCUGGGCAGCAAUGAUUAAAACAUGUCUUGCUCCCAAACCAAUUGUGUCCUUUACAAAAAGCAGUUAUACCAUACUAUGUUUAGGUACUAAUGAAUUAUAUCCUCAAAACAAACGCACACAUAAAUAACAUGGGGAAAAUACAUAAUUUAAUAAAUCCACAAUAUGAUAACAUUUUACAGAUUCAUUUAAUAAACUUUUACAAAACAUAGGUUGAUG